GAAUAUGAAAGUACUAACUCUAACAAGGACGAGAAUUCAGAUGAUAAUUUCAUAGAGAAUAAUGAUGUAUUAGAUAAUAAUAGAGGUAUAAAUUCAAUAAUUGACCAUCUUCUUGCAGCUUCAAAAGCUAGCAUUAAAAGAUACUGCAAUAGAAAGCUAAAAAUUACUAGUUUUUUUUUUACUACUAAUACUCAACUACUGGUUAUUGAUGAUAAUGAAGAUAUUGGAGACCAUAGUUUUUCAGAUAGAGAAUACAGUGACAGUAAAUCAGAGGAUGAAGAAAGUUUGAUUAAUAAUGCUAUUAAAUUUGUAAACAAAAUAUUGAAUGAAAAGAUGGUUUCAAAAACUGAAAGAACUCAUUAUACUGCUGUUCUUUAUUUUCUUCGGUUACUGUUGGAUUGUCAAGGAAAAAUAGAAGCAUCAGAAACAGUUGUGAAAGUAGUUAAUGAUGGAGAGUUAAUCCUACCAAGUUUAAGAGAAAAAAUGCCUAUAAAAAGCCUGGUUCAUAAUGAAUUUGUGUUUUUUCAGUUGGCUGCUUACCUACAAUCUCAAAAAUUCAAUACAACUCCUGAAUUAGUUAAGAAUUAUUUGGAUCAACACAUUUUAUCUCAAUUAAAUAUUAGGCCUCUAAAUAAUAAUGAAAAAGAACAUGUGUGGAUAACCUAUGAUGAAAGUACCUUCUAUGCUUAUGACAGGCCACAUUCUGUGUGGGGUCUGAAGUGGGAACAGCCACUACAAAAAAAAGGAUUAGAAUCUUGUGUGCAUAUAAGUGACUUUCUAACAGAAACAGUAGAGUCUCUUAAAGACAGUCAAGAACAAGCACACAUUAUGAUGGUAUUAGGAUGUGUGGGUGUAUUUGCCUUCGAUAAUGCUACUUCACAUACAGCUUUUGCUAAGGAUGCUCUUGUAGCCUCUAAAAUGAAUCUUAGUCUAGAAGGAUCAGCUCUGAAAAUAAGAGAUACAAUAUGGAAUGGUAAUCAUCAGUCGAUGGUUAUUAAAGAAGAUUAUUUUGUUUAUGACAAAAUAAAAAAAGUAAAUGUUAAUUUACGGAGUUAA
This is a messenger RNA of Cetraspora pellucida, 1056 nucleotides long. NCBI's taxonomy places the organism in Eukaryota, Fungi, Glomeromycota, Glomeromycetes, Diversisporales, Gigasporaceae. The record is from the annotation of a GenBank genome assembly.